GAGAUGGAUGCGUCCUCUUUCGAAUCUGGUGUGGGAGGAAGGGGCAGGUCAAUGCUCCGGCCCGGGUCUAAGAGGCUGAUCCGCCUCUGGCACAGCCUAAGCAAGGGUUACAGAGACUAGGCUCCUACCCGUCAGAGUAGUGCAGGGGCCUCUAGUCGAGUGCCCUCUGGAGGCACGUGACUGGGAAGGUGCUUCCCUCAUCUCUCCCCGAACGAGGUGUUCCUUUCCCGACCCCAGAACUGGCGGUGUCCCUGUCUCGCGGGCGUGAGGUGCCAGCGGAUCCGCCCUGGGAUUCAUGGAGGCGCAGGUCCGCCUGGGCCGGAAACGCCCGCUGCCUGUUUGUCCCAAUCCGCUCUUUGUGCGCUGGCUGAUCGAGUGGAGGGACGAGGCAGCCAGCAGGGGGCGCCGCACGCGUUUCGUGUUUCAGAAGGCACUGCGCUCCCUCCGACGGUAUCCGCUGCCCCUGCACAGCGGGAAAGAAGCUAAGAUCCUCCAGCACUUUGGAGACGGGCUCUGCCGAAUGCUGGAUGAACGACUACAACAGCACAGAGCCUCAAGUGGUGAUCAUGCCCCUGGCUCACCAUCUGGAGAGAAGAGCCCAGCCCAGGACUCUCCCAUGCCAGUUUCUGCCCAGCCCCAAACAGGAGGCUCUAGUGGCUAUUGGCCGGCUCGAAACUCAGGAGCCCGAGUGGUCCUGCUGCAGCUCUACUGGCAGCACCUGGAUUCUGAUGGUCACAGCUUCCUAACCAAGGAGGAGCUGCUACAGAGGUGUGCCAAGAAGGACCCCAGGAUAGCCCCUAGGAGUUCUCGACCCUGGCCAGCCCUUCGUUCUCUCCUGCACAGGAACCUGGUCCUCAGGACACACCAGCCAGCCAGGUACUCACUGACUCCAGAGGGCCUGGAGCUGGCCCAGAAGUUGGCUGAGUCAGAAGGUCUGAGCUUGCUGAAUGUGGGCACUGGGCCCGAGGAGCCAGCACUGCCAGGAGCAGCCUUGGCUGAGCUUGGCGCCAGUGAAGGGGGUGUCCAGCAGCCACCUCUGGAGCUGGGGCCUGCAGAGUACAGGGUGCUGUUGUGUGUAGACAUUGGAGAGACCAGGGGGGCAGGACACAGGCCAGAGAUGCUCCGAGAGCUACAGCGGCUACAUGUGAACCACGUGGUGCGCAAGCUACACAUUGGGGACUUUGUGUGGGUUGCACAGGAGACCAGGCCCAGAGACCCAGCAAGACCUGCAGAGUUAGUACUGGACCACAUUGUGGAGCGCAAGCGGUUGGAUGACCUAUGUAGCAGCAUCAUCGACGGCCGCUUCCGGGAACAGAAGGUCCCUUCAGUGUUCCGGCUGAAGCGCUGUGGUCUGGGGCGCCAGGUGUACCUGGUGGAAGAACAUGGCUCAAUCCACAACCUUAGCCUCCCCGAGAGCACACUGCUACAGGCUGUCACCAACACCCAGGUCAUAGAUGGCUUCUUUGUGAAGCGCACAGCAGACAUUAAGGAGUCUGCUGCCUACUUAGCCCUUCUGACACGGGGCCUGGAGAGACUUUACCAGGGCCACACCCUACACAGCCGCCCCUGGGGGACACCAGGGGACCCUGAAUCAGAAACCAGGCCCUCCCCAAACCCUCUCUGCUCACUGCUCACCUUCAGUGACUUCAACUCUGGAGCCAUGAAGAACAAGGCCCAGUCUGUGCGAGAGGUAUUUGCCCGGCAGCUGAUGCAGGUGGGUGGAGUGAGUGGGGAGAAGGCAGCAGCCCUGGUGGAUCGAUACAGCACCCCCGCCAGAUGGUCAGCCAUUGUUUUCCCACUCCCAGCCUCCUGGCUGCUUAUGAUGCCUGUGCCACCCCCAAGGAACAGGAGAUGCUGCUGAGUACCAUCAAGUGUGGGCGUCUGCAGAGGAAUCUGGGGCCAGUUCUAAGCAGGACCUUGUCCCAGCUCUACUGCAGCUACAACCCCCUGACCUGAGCUAUACUACAAAACAGAUCCCAUCCCUCCUAACACCCCCACCCAGGCUAGCCAGCUUUUUAACCAGGACCUUUUGGACUACAAUAAAAAAUCUAAAUGCUUGCAGCCUUCUGUGUUAUGGAAGGGAUGCCAGGCUUCAAGCCCUUAUGAAAUGUGUCUGUACAGGGAGACAAGACCAUAUGGUCUCUAGUGUUUUUGUUUGCUUGCAGUACUGGAGAUUGAUUCCAGGGUCUCAUGUGUGCUAGGCAAGUGCUUUACUACUAAACUGUACCCCCAGCCUGUCCAAACAGUGUGAUGGUACACACUUGUAAUCCCAGUGCUCAGGAGGCUGAGGCAGGAAGAUUUCCAUGAACUGAGGGCCA
Messenger RNA from Fukomys damarensis (Damara mole-rat), 2318 nucleotides. It is a transcript of the gene Mus81, whose product is annotated as MUS81 structure-specific endonuclease subunit. Lineage: Eukaryota; Metazoa; Chordata; Mammalia; Rodentia; Bathyergidae. Bases 296 to 1861 code for a protein of 521 amino acids. The record is from RefSeq and is a predicted model, not a curated record. Gene Ontology annotation, biological process: resolution of meiotic recombination intermediates; DNA catabolic process; mitotic intra-S DNA damage checkpoint signaling. The transcript is spliced from 16 exons. Gene Ontology annotation, molecular function: 3'-flap endonuclease activity; DNA binding; crossover junction DNA endonuclease activity. Gene Ontology annotation, cellular component: nucleus; Holliday junction resolvase complex.